This is a messenger RNA of Bombus pascuorum, 3195 nucleotides long. It is a transcript of the gene Achl, whose product is annotated as la-related protein 6. NCBI's taxonomy places the organism in Eukaryota, Metazoa, Arthropoda, Insecta, Hymenoptera, Apidae. Gene Ontology annotation, molecular function: mRNA binding. Bases 647 to 2290 code for a protein of 547 amino acids. The record is from RefSeq and is a predicted model, not a curated record. Gene Ontology annotation, biological process: RNA processing. Gene Ontology annotation, cellular component: nucleus. The transcript is spliced from 4 exons.
CGCCUUCGGGAAGGCCACUCUUCCCCGAACUGUCACGAAUCGCGCAAGUCCCCCACUUUCCUCCCCUUCCGAGGCGAACGAGCACGCGUUCCCAACGAGAGCGGGAAAAUCGGCUCUUUUAGUCUAUUUUCUCCCCCUUUUUGUAAUCGUCCCUUUAACGCUAUCAUAGUCUCUCCCCUCCUUUAGAAUCGUUUGUCCUCCAUACUUUCCCUCUCCAAGAAUCGUCAGUGUGCCAUCGAUUCGUUUAAUAGACCCGCUGGUCUGUCUUCGCAGGUUCAAUUUGGUAUCGGCGAACGUGACAGGAAGGAAGAGAUCAUCGCCAUUGGCCAGACGAAUUUUUCUCCGAGGCAAACACCAACGUCUCGAGUUUCGAGUCAUGAAAAUAUAAUUCCUUCGGAAGCAAAUUGAUCGUGAACAUAUUCGAUUCUUCGAUCUGACUUGGUCGUCUUCGUUUCAACUAUCUUCGAGUGUGGUCGAUCAUAAGAAACGAGCUAUCAACGAAAUUCAACGAAUUUCUAUCUCUAAUAUGAAACGCGUGAUGUUCGUUUGACUGUUGAAAGGAUCGGUUAUCGAAAUACGAGAUAUCGAGAGACUGAAGAUAUUCUCCGAAGGACAGGGAUUCAUUGUCGAGGAUCGAAACGCAAACAUGGAAGAGGCGGAUGUUCAGCAAGAGUCGAGGGAUCAAGUGGGCAACUUGAUGUUUUCUCCACCACCGAUGAAAAAAUCCGACACGAGGGAAAGCAUCUCCUCUGUAGACAGCGACGUGAGCCUUUCAUUCGAUCGAAGAGGCUCCAAAGGAGAAGAGGCCGACUUAUCAGACAGUGGAAGUUCUGACAAUGAGAAAAAAGUGAACGAUGCGAUGGAGCAACAGAAGAAUUGCGAUCCAGAUUCGGGAGCAGAUUCUUUGGAAGAAAAUGUCGUUAGAGAUCCAAAGGAUCAGAAACAGCCAACAUCGAUCGAAGUAAGUACAACCACUCAAGAUGACUUUGUUCCACCAAGCGACGAAUUGGCCGAGAAGAUAUGCGCGCAAGUGGAAUUUUACUUCUCGGAUGAAAAUAUCGUGAAGGAUGCUUUUCUCCUGAAACACGUGAAAAGGAACAAGGAAGGAUACGUAUCUCUGAAGCUUAUCUCGAGUUUCAAACGAGUAAAACAUCUAAGCAGAGAUUGGCGGGUCGUUGGAGCUGCUUUGGCAAAAUCAAAGAAACUUCAAGUAAAUCCACAGGGUACCAAGCUACGAAGAGUCGAUCCUUUGCCACCUUUCGAUCAAACCACUCCAUCGAGGACGAUAUUAGCCGCGAGACUCCCGGUAGAGAAGUUGUCGGUCGAAUCUGUGGCUGAAAUCUUCAGGCCGUGUGGAGAGAUCGCUCUCAUUAGAGUACUUCGACCUGGGCAUCCAGCACCAGCUGAGGUGCGACAAGCAAUCGCCAAAAGGCCAGAAUUGGCAUCGAGCGAGGAGUGCGCCAUGGUCGAGUUCACGGAUUCAGCGUCCGCUCGUACCGCCUUACAAAUGACCUUGGGCGAUGCCAAGGUGUUUGAGCUGCAACAAUCCAGCGACAAGAAGAGGAAACAACAACCAGCAAAGAAAAGUGCCCUGACAAGAUUGACCAAAGAGGAAGCUUACAACUCCUCGAGUUGCGCCAGCGGAUCCGAGACAGAAGAUGGAAGAGCCAGACAUAAAAAACCCAUUCAUGGUUACCCAAUGUAUCACGCUUAUCCGGGCCAUCCGUUCCAAGGACCCCCAUCACCGGAUGCAUGGUUGUCUCGUCGGUUGUCCGCUUGUUCUGUCUCUGGUUCAGACAACGGUUUCAUUCUGCGUCGCCUAUCUUCCUGUUCCGGUUCAGGCUCCGGUUCCGAAACCGGAAGUUUUGGCAGACGUUACUCCGCUUGCUCUUCCGGUUCUGAGACCGGUUACUGUCACCCAGUUUUCCCGCCGAGUUACUAUUAUCAAGAGAAUCGGCGUUUCUCUUGUUGUUCGAGUUCCGGCUCCGAGUGCAGUGGUGUUUGUUAUCAUUCUAGUCGCCGCGGGUCCGCGGAUUACGGGCCAUUUUUAAGAAGAUUGUCCGCCUGCAGCCGAGAUUCAGCCUUUGAUGCAGGUUCCAGGAGGCUGUCUCUAUGUUCUUCCGGUUCUGAGCAGGGUAGCUAUUGUCGGCCCAGAAGCAACAGUGGUAUCGCGUUGACUCAUCUUCCAGAGAACGUGACGAGAAUGCCGUCUGGACCAGAUGGAACGCGUGGAUUUGGCCGACCACCCAAAAUGAACACCAUGCCGCCGCCAAUGGAACCCACCUGUUAGACGUCAAUUACUCUCGAGAAUUUCUAUCGUAGAUAGACCGUUACAUAUAUUCGUUGUUUCUUGCUCUUUUUUUGAAUGACCAACUCCGUGUUUUCCAAUAGAUUAAACAAGAGAUAUAUUUACAUACACGUAUAUGUUUUUUAACGACUUUUAUACAAGAGAUCUCUGGAGUACAAUCAGUCGUUUACUUGAAAUUAAGUAAAGUAAUUGAUGAUGUACAAAUACGUUGGUUAAUGUACAGGUGUAUUUACCAUGGUUUAAUGUAUUUUGUUAGUUGUAUAUAUAUUUCUGGAUGACGUUAUUUGCAUUUAUAGACGGAUUGCAUAUUUUUCGUAUAUGUAUUGUUUUUGAUAUAGCAUUAGAGAGUUUUAACAAAAAUUUUCAUUUAAAACGAUCUACAUCUUAUAUAUGUAUGAAAGAUUUAAUGCCCUCUUUGAAAUUUAUAAUUCCAUUCCAUCUUACGAAAUGAUUUCGAACUCUUAUAAAGGCUGCCUAUAACCGCCGAAAAUGAGUAUGUUUAAAGAUAUUUAUGUGAACUCUAUUUGUCUGGAUUACAUAUUAUAUUAUUGAUAAGAGAUUUGUGCUUAGAAAAUAUGUAAAUAAUAGUAUUACAACAAUAAUGUUAUUUGUGAUAAGCGUCGAUUUUACUGUAAGGGUACGUGAAAGUUGUAUGAAGCCUUACAUAAAAAUGUUCGAUCUGAGGUUCUGUGAUAUUGACGAAAAAUGUACAGACUUCGAAACUGUGAGUAAGUAGAAUAUACCUGUGCUAGACGCGUUCUUAUACUGUUCGUGAUACUCAAUCAGCAAUGCAUCUGAAUCUGAUUAUUUAAGAGUAUUAUAAGAAUAUUCAUGAUAAAUGUUAAUUGUGUAAACAUUCUAGAACAAAUAUAUUGGUACAACAAUUU